UUAGCUAUCAUGUAUGUGAUGGGAGCCCUCGGACCUGCAGCUGGCUACCUGCUGGGUGGUGUCCUCAUCGGCUUCUACGUCGACCCCAAAACUGUAGUGAACAUCGAUCAGAGCGACCCUCGCUUUGUUGGCAACUGGUGGAGCGGCUUUCUCUUGUGUGCCAUAGCCAUGCUCCUGGUGAUCUUCCCCAUGUUUGCCUUUCCCAAAAAGCUGCCUCCACGGCACAAAAAGAGGAAGAAGAAAAAGAUUGGCUCUCCUGGUGAUGUGUCCAGCGAUGACGACGUGAUGAAGGAAAAGUCGAGCAGCAAAGGCCAGAACGUCUCCUCCUCCAUGGGCUUCGGAAAGGACAUCAAAGGUGAGGACCAGAUUAUUAUCGGCCUUUCUUUUACCCUUUAAAAUGUGAGGUGUUAAUGGAAGUUCUUCUCACAAAGGAACAGUGAACUAUUGAUGUACAAAUGGCCCAUAAUCCAAUCAAUAGGCACAAUUAGUUAACUUAACAAAGAGGGAAAGCUUCCUUG
This is a messenger RNA of Cynoglossus semilaevis (tongue sole), 518 nucleotides long. Its product is annotated as solute carrier organic anion transporter family member 5A1-like. Gene Ontology annotation, biological process: transmembrane transport; sodium-independent organic anion transport. The record is from RefSeq and is a predicted model, not a curated record. Lineage: Eukaryota; Metazoa; Chordata; Actinopteri; Pleuronectiformes; Cynoglossidae. The transcript has 2 exons. Gene Ontology annotation, cellular component: basolateral plasma membrane. The annotation marks the transcript as partial.